AUGGGUAGAAGCAAGAUGGGCAAACGAAACGACAUCACCAACACCACCUUCCCGAACUCUUCCCCCGCAAUCACGCGCUCCAAAAUCUCCACAUCAGUCAUCUCAAACCUCACCCACUCCGACAGCAUCCACCGCUGUACUCUCACCUCCGUCACUAUCACCCGUCUGCCAGACGUAAGCCCAACGACAAAGGGCAGCGCCACGACCUCCCUGCGCCGCUGCGUAGUCACCAACUCCACCCUCUCAAACACAUCCGGGCGCCGGUGCAACAUGGACGGAAGCACACUGCACAAUGUGCGCGCGGCGCGGUCGCUGCAGGCGACGAAUUCGACGAUGAGUAAUGUGUCCAGUGUAAGGCGGGUGCAGGUGGUGAAUUCGACAGUUACUGAUGGGACUGCCAUGGCGAGGUCCGAGGCGCGGGAUAGUGUUGUUGCGGAGAGCGCAGUUUAUCGGUCGGCGUUGGAGAAGAGUCGGGUUGUUAAAAGUCGGGUGAAGAGGUCGAGGUUGAAGGACUGUGACAUUACGGAUUGUGUGAUUCUGAAUACGGAUUUUACGGGGAUGGUUUUGAGGAACGGGGUUUGGAGGAAUGGGAAGUUGGUCGGUAGUGUUGGGGAGGGGGCCGUUGCUGCCACGAAGGAUGGGAAGAAGCUGGAGCUACCAGAGAAGGUCGAGACGAACCCGGAAGGCUGGAUGCAUGACCUGGCAUCUGAGACGGAGAGCAGUGUCUGUGACGACAGUGAGACUGAAGAGGAGGAUGAAGACCUUCCACCGCCGUACAAGCCUUGA
Messenger RNA from Aspergillus calidoustus, 786 nucleotides. Lineage: Eukaryota; Fungi; Ascomycota; Eurotiomycetes; Eurotiales; Aspergillaceae. The record is from the annotation of a GenBank genome assembly.